Molecule: messenger RNA, 4977 nt
Organism: Candidula unifasciata
Lineage: Eukaryota; Metazoa; Mollusca; Gastropoda; Stylommatophora; Geomitridae
Source: the annotation of a GenBank genome assembly
AUGAUCAGGAAGCGGAUAGUCGUCAGUGGCAUCAGAGAGAUCAGCCUAUCAGCCGAGAAUAUUGAGACCAUCAUGAAGUUCAUCAGUGACCCCUCUGUCCAUCUUCUUGUGGCUUAUGAUCACCGCUUCCAAGGCUUGACCCUGAGCCUGACAAUUCCAGCGAUGCCGGUGAAAAGCAUCUGCUACUUCAUCAAAUCGGCAGAUUGUACAGAAAUUACUAGUGACAGUUUUCUCAGUGAUGUUCAGUACGGUAUUAUUAAGGGCGGCCAUAUUGAGAGUCUGCUACGAAUGAUGAUGGGGGUUUAUGCCCCGAUCUUCUUUGAGAAUCGGUCAUGGCCAGACAGCAUUAAGAAUGACUUCUCUGCCCAGUUGCACCGUUUCUUGGCCAGCUUAACAGAUACUCGCUACAAACUGGAGGGUAAAACAGUGUUGUACAUCCCUACAGAGGGGACCAAUGUUCCGGCUGAAGAGGCUGCGAAGAACAAGGAAUUAGUGCAGCGUUUGGAGACAUCCAUAAUCCACUGGGCUAGGCAGAUCAAGGAAGUGCUUAGUUCCCAGGAUGCAUUUGAAAUGGCGGAGAACUCAGGCCCUCUGGAAGAAAUUGACUUCUGGAAGAACCGAUGUGCUGAUUUGUCAGGCAUUACCACACAGCUGGACAAGCCAGGAGUCAAACGCAUCACGCAGAUUCUGGAGUUGGCAAAGUCUUCCUAUGUCGCACCUUUUCUCCGGCUUGCAGGACAGAUUAAGGAAGGGUCAAGGCAAGCAGAAAGCAACCUAAAAUUUUUAUCUGUGCUGAAGGAUCCAUGUCAUGAACUUGCAGACGCCAAGCCAAAAGACAUUCCUAAAUUAUUGCCAAAGAUUCUUAAUCUUAUUCGCAUGAUCUGGGUCAACUCUGAUUUCUUCAACUCCAGAGAGAAAUUGACAGGAAUUCUGAGGAAGAUGAGCAAUGAAAUCAUUCGUCGGUGCUGUGCAGAAAUUGACCUAGAUAAGAUAUUUGAAGGCUAUGUCGUCUCUGGGAAGCAGACGUUGCACGAAUGCAUUGAAUGCUGUGAGCAUUGGAAGGCAAUCUAUGACAGGAUUUCCAAGCUCCACCACAAGUACUCCAAUCAUGGCUGGCUUCUGGACAAAAGCAGCAUUUUUGCUCAGGUUGAUGCCUUUAUUCAGCGCUGCAAGGACAUGCUUGAGGUAUGCGAAGCACAGUUUCAUUUUGCUCGGCAAAUGGAUGGCAACAAACUGGAAAUGCCACAGUUUGCUGGCCAAAAGGGCAACGAGAUCAUACAGAGCCUUAUGGAGAUUGAGUCCCAGUUUGAGAAGUACCUUUUCUUCCUUCAGUCGCAGAAGAAGAACAUUCUGGAUGUGAAAGCUGCAUCAUGGCAUGAUAGCUAUAAUAGGUUCCGAGCAGGCAUGAAGGAUCUCGAAGUGAUGAUGCAGAACACGAUAUGUGCAGCAUUUGACUCGGUCAGGACUGUGGUCGGAGCCGUAGAGGUCCUAGAUGUUUUCAUGCAUCUGUCAUCCAGAGAGGCAAUCCGUCGUACUAUUGAUAAGAAGACUGUAGAAACAUUUAACUUGUUCAAUGAAGAGCUGAACGCAGUCAAGAAGGAGCUGUCAAGCAAGAAGUAUGCCCUGACUCCCUCCCACACUAAGUUUUCUGGAUCGGCACACUGGGCCAGGCUACUCAAGAACAGGGUCACCAGAAGCAUGAAUGCUUUGGAUCAAGCUCAUUUCCUGCCACAAAUAGGAACUGGUGAAGAGGUGAGGCUGCAGUACAAGUCACUGAUUGCUGCCCUUGAUGAGUACAUCCGAAAGACCUAUUAUGAGUGGACUCACAAGGCUGAAAAGGAAAAUAAUAUAAGUGAGGGAAAAAGUAGUGAACCAAACAAACUGCUGGAAAUACCUCUUAUGUGUCGCAGUCAUGAGCGGCCACCGAUGUUAGACUUGAACUUUAAUAGACAGUUGGUGAAGAUGUUUCAGGAAUUGUAUUACUGGGAAAGGCUACUUUUUGAGGUGCCUCACUUUGCAGUUGAGAUCUAUGCCAAGAAAGAUGAUCUAAGAAUCCUCAGAGAAAAUAUGCUGUUGGUUGUGAGAGAAUACAACAGAAUCAUCGCAGCAUUGUCCAUUGAAGAACGAGGCCUGUUCAAAGAGAGAAUCAAAUUUUUGGAUAAACGCCUCCAUCCUGGAUUGACAAAACUGUUUUGGACAGCCAAAGGCACUAUUGAAUUUUUCAUUACUGAGUGCCGAAACCACUGCAACACUGUCCAGGAAAUUGUGGACUCCUACAAGAUCGCUAAUGAUAACAUCUCCGUCAUCUGUGUUAAAAUCAGUGAACUGCUGCUGGUCAAGAUAGAUCACAAAGUGGUGUACGAGAAUCUUCAAUUUGAUGAGGAUCAGGCCAAACACAGAGAGCACACUUCAAAGAAGCUGAAAGAAAUGCAUGAGUCCAUUGUGGCAACUCUUAACCUGUCAUUUGAAGUGUAUAAAAAUGAUGGACCAGAUGUUCAACAGCACUGGUACCGAUACACAGAAAAGAUGGACAAAAUGUUGGAAGAAGCUUUCCGGCUCAAUGUGAAGUGGUCACUGCAGGAGUUGUCAAAAUCUAUCAAUGGAGAUGGGAAAUCAGCGCCAAACCCGCUCUUCAAAGUCAAGGUCAUUCUAGAAGGAGAAAGGGUUGAAUUUUCACCCACACUACAACAACUGGCAACAAUAGUUGGGGACAUCGGCAAAUACCAUUUAAUCAAAGCCAUUGCUGACAUCAAACGUUUGCCAGAUUUACUAACAAGUAAAAAGUCAACCAAAGAUUUAUCAAUCAGUGAAACAGUUGCGUGUGAUGACGAAAUCAAGAAGAUUCAAAUGGUUAUCAGUUCUGGGAUGCAGAGCAAUGCUCUGAAUCUACAGAGCUACCUGAGCACUUGGGAUGCAUACAGAGAAAUCUGGGAGAUUCAAAAGGAUGCUUUUAUUAGAAGGUACCAAAAGCUGAAUCCACAGAACUCAUCCUUUGAUGCAGAUAUUGCCAGAUACAACGAAGUGGCCAACAAUGUCCAAACGCAGGAGACCAUCCUCAAUAUACAGUUUGUUUUGCUGGAUUGUUCUCCCCUGAAAUAUGCUAUUUUGAGUCAUUGUCAGGAGUGGCAGAACAAGUUCACCACGUUGCUGAGUGAGAUCGCUGUAGCAACAUUGAAAAACCUGACAGAAUACCUAAAAAGCAAUGCCAUUAAGGUGGCCAUCCCUCCACAGACCCUGGAUGAGCUGAGUGACAGCCUCGCACUAUGGGAUAAACUAAAUGCUGAUUUGCCAGCUACUGAAGAAAAGUUUCCACCUCUUUACGAACAGUUUGUGAUUCUGGAGAAGUAUGAAGUACCUAUUUCAAAAGAAGUAACAACAAUGUUGAAUGAGCUGCCUCAGGAAUGGGAGAAUUUUCAGGCUGCCCUAGUGGAUGCAGAAAAUAUGCUGAAGAAAAACAAGGAGCGCUUCAAAGCAGGACUUCUGCAGCAAGCUGAGGACUUCAAGAAACAAGCUGGAGAACUUUUCAAGGACUUUGAGACCAACGGACCAUUCACGUCACACAUCGAUACAGACACAGCUCUUGCAACAAUCCAGGCUGUUCGUUUGCAGAUGGAGACUUUGAAGGAACAGGAAAUGACCAUCCGUCGUGGCCUCAGCAUCUUUAAAAUAGAUCAGCCACUGAAUAGAGAUCUGACUCUACUGGAAAAGGAUCUGGAAAACCUAAAGAGUGUUUGGGAGCUGACGAAAGAGUGGGAAAACUACUGGGAUUCCUGGAAAUCUGGCAACUUUGCAGAGCUGGAGACGUCAGAGAUGGAAAAUGUUUCCAUUUCCUUGUUCAAACAGCUGGCUAAAUUUAGUCGUUCACUCAAGGAUAAGAACUGGGAGAUAGUUGAAGCAAGUAAGACCAAAGUGGACCAGUUCAAGAGAACCAUGCCCCUCAUUUCUGAUCUGAAAAACAAGGCACUGAGACCUAGGCAUUGGCAGCAGAUUCAGAAUGAAAUGAACAGAUCAUUUGACCAUACAGCAAGUGACUUCACCCUGGAGAAGAUCAUUGGCUUUGGCUUUGAUCAGUACGCAGAAUUCAUCAAUGAAGUCUCAGGGGCUGCAACCAAGGAGUUGGCAAUUGAACAGGGGCUGGAGGCCAUUGCUGCAACAUGGGUCACAGCUGAACUGGACAUUACUCCAUAUAAGGACAAGGGACAUUUCAAACUAAAGUCAACAGAGGAAAUCUUUCAAGCCCUGGAGGAUAACCAGGUGCAGCUAGGAACAAUGAAGGCCUCCCGGUUUGUCAAAGCUUUUGAGAAGGAAGUGGACUAUUGGGAGCGGUCAUUGUCUCACAUCAUGGAGACUAUUGAGACACUAUUAGUUGUACAGAGACAGUGGAUGUACCUAGAGAACAUUUUCCUUGGUGAGGACAUCAGGAAACAGCUGCCGAGAGAAUCGGCUGAAUUUGAUAGCAUCAACAAAUCUUGGAAGGAAAUCAUGAGCAGGCUCAAUGGAGACAAAAAUGCCCUCAGAGGAACUCAUUAUGCUGGUCUCCUGAACCAGUUGUUGGCCAUGAAUGAAAAGCUGGAAGAGAUCCAGAAAUCCCUGGACAUGUAUCUGGAGACCAAACGGCAGAUAUUUCCACGAUUUUACUUCCUCUCUAACGACGACCUUCUGGAAAUUCUGGGUCAGUCCAAGAAUCCAGAGGCUAUCCAACCACAUUUGAAGAAAUGCUUUGACAAUAUUAAGUCUUUGAAAAUGGCUAAGGCGGGAGUCCAGAUGAAAUGGGAAGCAGCUGGGAUGUUCUCUUGUGAAGGAGAGUAUGUUGAGUUUGGGCAUGCAGUUAUCCUUGAAGGACCAGUCGAGGCCUGGCUGUGUGAUGUUGAGAAGACAAUGAGAUGGACACUAAAAGAGAUUCUCCGCAACUGUAGAGCCGCUUUGAAGAAAAACCUCAGCAAAAGAGAUAAGUGGAUUAAAGAAUGGCCUGGCCAG